AUGGAGACACAAAGAGGGCCAAGGCACAGACGGAGAGUGGGAAAGUGGGCGAGCAGCAGUGGGAAGCGGCGCUUUGAUGCCACUGGCUCCCUGAGUGAUGCUACUGGCUCCCUGAGUGAUGCCACUGGCUCCCUGAGUGAUGCUACUGACUCCCUGAGUGAUGCUACUGGCUCCCUGAGUGAUGCUACUGACUCCCUGAGUGAUGCUACUGGCUCCCUGAGUGAUGCUACUGACUCCCUGAGUGAUGCUACUGACUCCCUGAGUGAUGCUACUGACUCCCUGAGUGAUGCUACUGACUCCCUGAGUGAUGCUACUGACUCCCUGAGUGAUGCUACUGACUCCCUGAGUGAUGCUACUGACUCCCUGAGUGAUGCUACUGGCUCCCUGAGUGAUGCUACUGACUCCCUGAGUGAUGCUACUGACUCCCUGAGUGAUGCUACUGACUCCCUGAGUGAUGCUACUGACUCCCUGAGUGAUGCUACUGACUCCCUGAGUGAUGCUACUGGCUCCCUGAGUGAUGCUACUGACUCCCUGAGUGAUGCUACUGACUCCCUGAGUGAUGCUACUGGCUCCCUGAGUGAUGCUACUGACUCCCUGAGUGAUGCUACUGACUCCCUGAGUGAUGCUACUGACUCCCUGAGUGAUGCUACUGACUCCCUGAGUGAUGCUACUGACUCCCUGAGUGAUGCUACUGACUCCCUGAGUGAUGCUACUGACUCCCUGAGUGAUGCUACUGACUCCCUGAGUGAUGCUACUGACUCCCUGAGUGAUGCUACUGACUCCCUGAGUGAUGCUACUGACUCCCUGAGUGAUGCUACUGACUCCCUGAGUGAUGCUACUGACUCCCUGAGUGAUGCUACUGACUCCCUGAGUGAUGCUACUGACUCCCUGAGUGAUGCUACUGACUCCCUGAGUGAUGCUACUGACUCCCUGAGUGAUGCUACUGACUCCCUGAGUGAUGCUACUGACUCCCUGAGUGAUGCUACUGACUCCCUGAGUGAUGCUACUGACUCCCUGAGUGAUGCUACUGACUCCCUGAGUGAUGCUACUGACUCCCUGAGUGAUGCUACUGACUCCCUGAGUGAUGCUACUGACUCCCUGAGUGAUGCUACUGGCUCCCUGAGUGAUGCUACUGGCUCCCUGAGUGAUGCUACUGACUCCCUGAGUGAUGCUACUGACUCCCUGAGUGAUGCUACUGACUCCCUGAGUGAUGCUACUGACUCCCUGAGUGAUGCUACUGACUCCCUGAGUGAUGCUACUGACUCCCUGAGUGAUGCUACUGACUCCCUGAGUGAUGCUACUGACUCCCUGAGUGAUGCUACUGACUCCCUGAGUGAUGCUACUGACUCCCUGAGUGAUGCUACUGACUCCCUGAGUGAUGCUACUGACUCCCUGAGUGAUGCUACUGACUCCCUGAGUGAUGCUACUGACUCCCUGAGUGAUGCUACUGACUCCCUGAGUGAUGCUACUGACUCCCUGAGUGAUGCUACUGACUCCCUGAGUGAUGCUACUGACUCCCUGAGUGAUGCUACUGACUCCCUGAGUGAUGCUACUGACUCCCUGAGUGAUGCUACUGACUCCCUGAGUGAUGCUACUGACUCCCUGAGUGAUGCUACUGACUCCCUGAGUGAUGCUACUGACUCCCUGAGUGAUGCUACUGACUCCCUGAGUGAUGCUACUGACUCCCUGAGUGAUGCUACUGACUCCCUGAGUGAUGCUACUGACUCCCUGAGUGAUGCUACUGACUCCCUGAGUGAUGCUACUGACUCCCUGAGUGAUGCUACUGACUCCCUGAGUGAUGCUACUGGCUCCCUGAGUGAUGCUACUGACUCCCUGAGUGAUGCUACUGACUCCCUGAGUGAUGCUACUGACUCCCUGAGUGAUGCUACUGACUCCCUGAGUGAUGCUACUGGCUCCCUGAGUGAUGCUACUGACUCCCUGAGUGAUGCUACUGACUCCCUGAGUGAUGCUACUGACUCCCUGAGUGAUGCUACUGACUCCCUGAGUGAUGCUACUGACUCCCUGAGUGAUGCUACUGACUCCCUGAGUGAUGCUACUGACUCCCUGAGUGAUGCUACUGACUCCCUGAGUGAUGCUACUGACUCCCUGAGUGAUGCUACUGACUCCCUGAGUGAUGCUACUGACUCCCUGAGUGAUGCUACUGACUCCCUGAGUGAUGCUACUGGCUCCCUGAGUGAUGCUACUGACUCCCUGAGUGAUGCUACUGGCUCCCUGAGUGAUGCUACUGACUCCCUGAGUGAUGCUACUGGCUCCCUGAGUGAUGCUACUGACUCCCUGAGUGAUGCUACUGACUCCCUGAGUGAUGCUACUGACUCCCUGAGUGAUGCUACUGACUCCCUGAGUGAUGCUACUGACUCCCUGAGUGAUGCUACUGACUCCCUGAGUGAUGCUACUGACUCCCUGAGUGAUGCUACUGACUCCCUGAGUGAUGCUACUGACUCCCUGAGUGAUGCUACUGACUCCCUGAGUGAUGCUACUGACUCCCUGAGUGAUGCUACUGACUCCCUGAGUGAUGCUACUGACUCCCUGAGUGAUGCUACUGACUCCCUGAGUGAUGCUACUGACUCCCUGAGUGAUGCUACUGACUCCCUGAGUGAUGCUACUGACUCCCUGAGUGAUGCUACUGACUCCCUGAGUGAUGCUACUGACUCCCUGAGUGAUGCUACUGGCUCCCUGAGUGAUGCUACUGACUCCCUGAGUGAUGCUACUGACUCCCUGAGUGAUGCUACUGACUCCCUGAGUGAUGCUACUGACUCCCUGAGUGAUGCUACUGACUCCCUGAGUGAUGCUACUGACUCCCUGAGUGAUGCUACUGACUCCCUGAGUGAUGCUACUGGCUCCCUGGGGUAG
This is a messenger RNA of Closterium sp. NIES-65, 2871 nucleotides long. The record is from the annotation of a GenBank genome assembly. NCBI's taxonomy places the organism in Eukaryota, Viridiplantae, Streptophyta, Zygnematophyceae, Desmidiales, Closteriaceae.